CAGUGUGCAUGAAAAAGCGUGAAGUAGUCAACUGUUAUACGUAUUGUGCAGUAAACGGUCGACGAAUUCUGCUGUACUUAUCAUUAAUUUGUGUGACGUGCGGAUGUGAACUUAUUUCCAGUCAAUAAUUUUAGCGGACUUAUAUUUUGACUUGAAAAUAUAGGACUUGAAAUCGAAAAACUAUAGCUCUACAUUAAAAAACCUCCCUCGUCCUUAAUUAAGUAUUGUACUACUCCGUUAUUUAGCUUUCAACGCACUUCUACUUGACGGAUUAUUCACAGUUGUUAAAGGGAAUACUGGUGAUAUACCGUGAAAAUGCUGUCAGCCGCAGUCCUUGCAAGUGACCAGAGCCAAAACCUGGAGCCAAGUGGGUUACACGAUGUGGACAAUGUAUUCGUUAAGAGUAUUACGGUGAAACCCGAUUUCCGUAAACCGCCUCCGCUGGUCAACUGCACCACAUCGCCGUUGUUCAAGAGCUCUCUCACCUCACCGUCCUCCUCGCCUCCCGUGACGCCAUUUCCCCUGCUGACUGAUUUAGCUAAUUACAUGCGUCCGCCGCGUCUAUCACUCCGCAAUCUGAGCGUCUGCAGCAGUAUGCAUCCCUACAGCGAAGACGGCCAGCCGCAUGUAUUUACUCAACCGGAAGUCAACAUCAGUAUUGACCUUAUGGAUGAUGUUUUUGAUGACAGCGCCGAACAGCAACAGGUGGUCGGCUGUAUGGCCAGCACACGCAAAGGCCUGGGAUAUGCAGUGACAUUGUGCAAAUGGAUUGUCUACAGUUUUGGAGCGACAUAGCUCGUUAUUUUUGCUAGUCUUUCAAGUGAAUUUGAGCCAUUAAUGCAUUGGCGAGGAAUUAUUGUGAUGACAUUAAUACGAUUAUUCUCGUAUUAUUCCUCGUGUACGCGUAUUCGCACUGGUCUAAUUAUGAGCGCAACGUGUGGACCGAAUAGUGCGCAAUCAUGAUGUGAUAACGCUGAUCGACUAAUUUGCAAGUUGGUUAAUGCGCACAAAUUUGCUGUUACUGCAUAGACAAGCUUUUAUUAAUUUUCAUGUCAUUGCCAGUAGACGAUGUUCCGGACUGAAAGUUAAUAAA
Messenger RNA from Paramacrobiotus metropolitanus, 1093 nucleotides. RefSeq lists its product as uncharacterized. The record is from RefSeq and is a predicted model, not a curated record. NCBI's taxonomy places the organism in Eukaryota, Metazoa, Tardigrada, Eutardigrada, Parachela, Macrobiotidae. The transcript has 2 exons. The coding region runs from base 316 to 795 and encodes 159 amino acids.